Messenger RNA from Talaromyces proteolyticus, 1978 nucleotides. RefSeq lists its product as uncharacterized. The coding region runs from base 28 to 1851 and encodes 607 amino acids. NCBI's taxonomy places the organism in Eukaryota, Fungi, Ascomycota, Eurotiomycetes, Eurotiales, Trichocomaceae. The transcript is spliced from 5 exons. The record is from RefSeq and is a predicted model, not a curated record. Gene Ontology annotation, molecular function: DNA binding; DNA-binding transcription factor activity, RNA polymerase II-specific; zinc ion binding. Gene Ontology annotation, biological process: DNA-templated transcription; regulation of DNA-templated transcription.
GAUUGGUGUUAGCUUUCUGCACACAAAAUGCAACUUUCUUGGAGAGCUUUUCGCAAGGCUUCCACAGCCACAAGAGUUUCCCCACGGCAUCAUGCGUGUGAUUUCUGUCGUCACCGAAAGAUUCGAUGCAUUCCAGGUGUGUGGGGGUGCGAAAAUUGCUGCCAUGCUGGUUGCCAAUGUAUAUUCUCCGGCCGGCCGCGUCCAACUAUUGCACGUGGACUCACUGAAAUCGAGUCCGGCUCUUCUGUUCAGGUUGAUCCAUCCAAGGAUAGUGAUUUGGAGACUGAAGCCCAUGCAACGACGGCUUUUAAUGGUGAUGUUAAUCAUGGAAAUCUCGACGAAGACGACAUACACACCGCUCUCCGUCUGUUUAAAUUUCACAUUGACUAUUGCACUAUUGACAAUCCUACCUCAAGUCCAUCUUCUCUUUUCUCCGCAGAAAUCCAAAAGUGGAUACUGACUCAGACCGGGGCCACAUUUUCCUUCGAAAGAUUCACUGAGCAUGUGAAACAAGUUGUGGGAAUUCGCUUGCAACUACGUCAGUCUGACAUACCAGUAAAUUGGCCCAAUCAAAGGCUCCUUGUGUUGCCGGAUCAAGGGCUGGUCGAGAGUUGCCUGGAAAUUUUUACAACAAGUAUGUUUCAGUGCUUGUUUCCUGUCGUGGAUCAAGAUUGUUUUCAAAGGUUGGUUUCACAGGUCUAUGCAUCUACAGAAACACGGAAUUCUCUCUCCGCUACGAUGUGUAUUUGCAUGUUUACAGCAUUUAUCUCGAGACAUGCUCAACCGAUGCCUGCUGCACCUGAGAUGGAGAGUAAAGCAUAUGUUCACAAAAUCUUUAACCUAGUGCCUCUUCUACUAUUAGAUGGCUUCUCAGUAGAAGCAUUACAGACCCUAACCAUGCUUGCUCUCUGUGCUGUCACCUAUGGUGAGAUCCAUAUUACGGAGUUAUGCCUGUCAUGGGCGACACGCAUGCUCUUCGUGCUGGAAGGACAUAGGAAAGCACGACAUGGAGAAACUUCUGAACACCCUCAUGUUCGGAAUUUGUUCUGGCUUUGCUACAUCUUGGAUAAAGAACUUUCAAUGAGAACAAUUUGGCCACCUGUAAUCAAAGACGAGGAUUGUGACUUGGAUCUGCCAGCUAAUUAUGUUCAUUGCCUCUCUGACUGCCUGCUCGCUUAUGAUAAUCCCAUACGAUACCCUGUCCUCCUCUUCCCCUCUGAUAUGCGACUUUCCAUGAUCAAAUCAAAGAUAUACCAGCUUCUAUAUUCUCGGGAGGCAUUAGCGCUUCCAGAAACUGAGAAGCUGAGGCGCAUAUCCAUUUUAGACGAGGAGUUGAACGCGUGGAAGUCAACCUGUCUAGUUGCAGCCUCCGAAAUCAGUCCCACUGCUGAUCCCGAACAUAUUGCCCUUUCUAUCCGGAUUAUGCUUCCACGCCUUGAGUAUUACAACUGUUUAGCUAGAAUUCACCAGGUUGGCCGCAGAAGCCAAGACAUACUCUGCAGAGGACUCCCGUCGUGCGACGAAAUUGCCAUGGAAGCAUCUCGUUCAACAUUGGUGUAUAUUGAGCUCAUCCGUCCUAUCCUGCGUGUGGAAACCUAUUGGGUAUUCGCCUUGAGUGCGAUCCCUGCCGUUCUUAAUCUUUUCGCCUUUUUAAUAAAAGAUCCCUUUCAACCGCACUGUGUGAAAGAUAUGGAUCUAAUCAGGACUAUGAGUACAGCGUUUGCGGCGUCUUUGUCAGAAAGAAAUCUCGAUGAAGUCUUGCCGCUGUUAAUAACUAAGGCUUUCAUCGAUGACCUGAUAAAUAUAAUUAUGUUACGCACUCAAAAAGAGAGCCAGCUCAGUGAUAUUUAAAAACCUAUCCAUUCUACGCGCUAAACGCUAUUGCUGGCUAACUUCGAUCUUACUGGGUGAAAGACUGGGCGACAAAGAUCACAGUGACCCUAAAUAGCAAAGUCCUACAGUCAUAAUUUAAUACGGG